GUGAAGCAGGUUGGCAGGUAAAGGAAUUCGCCAUGUGGACUCUUUUGGUUCUUUGCAGCGUGAUUGCCUCACUUGGAGUGCAAGGUGCUGAUCAGCUCCAAAAAAGUGAGGAAAGGAAUCUUGCAAAAGGUUCUCCAGAUUCCUGCAGAAACAGUUGUGGCAACCAUGUUGGAAACUGCUCUUGCUCUUCAAGCUGUGGAAACGAUGGGAACUGCUGUCCAGACUAUAAAGACUACUGCUCUUCUACAGCAGAACCACUAGCACGAACAGAGUGGUACUCGUGUCGUUUCAACUGUGGCUGGGACCAUGGAAGCUGUUCCUGCAGAGACUCUUGUCAAUACUAUGGCAACUGUUGCCAUGACUACAACUAUUACUGCCCAAGCUACACUACCGAGGAUCCGUACAUGACAACUCAGCCCUCUUGUUAUAACAACUGCAACCAGCACAUGGGAAUCUGCUCCUGCACAAGCUCUUGUCAAUACUAUGGCAACUGUUGCUCCGACUACCACUCAUACUGUGAUUCAACUGCUGCACCCACCACAGAUCAGCCCUCAUGUGUUAACCACUGUGGCUGGCACAUGGGAAGCUGCUCCUGCUCAAACUCUUGUGAAUGGAGAGGAAACUGUUGUUAUGACUACUACUCAUACUGUUACGCAACUUCCACACCCGUCACAGCUCAGCCCUCAUGUCUUUACAACUGUGGCAGUCACAUGGGAAGCUGCUCCUGCUCAAGCUCUUGUGAAUGGAAUGGAAACUGUUGUAAUGACUACUAUUCCUACUGCCAAAUCACAACUGACAUGCCAGCUACAGCAUCGCCCUGUGGAGGCUCUCUGUAUGGCUCUGGUUCCUUCUCCAGCCCGAACCAUCCCUACGAAUACCACAAUAAUGCCUACUGUGUGUGGCAGCUCAGGGCUGCAAAUGACCAAAGAAUCUUCCUGUCUUUCGCCUACCUGCAAAUGGAGAACUGCUGCAACUGUGACUAUAUUAACGUCUACGAUGGGCCAUCUACUAACUCAAGAUUUUUGGGGAAAGUGUGCAACGGAAGUCUGAGUACUUUCUAUUCCACCUCCAAUUACAUGACGGUGCUCUUCAGGACGGAUAGUUCUGUGGUUGGCCGAGGGUUCAAUGCUGACUUCAUGAGCUCUCUGCCACCAAGCGCAGGUCGAGUGGACUGUUCUUCAGACAACAUGAACAUUGUGAUCGAGAGGAGUUACCUUAACUCUCUUGGCUACGAUGGCCGUAGUUUGUAUCUGAAUGACCAACACUGCAGACCCAAGGUUUCAAGCCUCCAGGUGGUCUUCAGCUUCCCCAUUAACACCUGUGGCAACAUUCCAAAGUUUGAGAAUGACAGAAUUGUGUACACCAACUCUCUCCGAGCCUAUGCCUCUGACUACGGAGACAUCACACGCCAGUCUCACUUUAAGAUGAACGUGGGCUGUCGGAUGGAGCCGGACUCAGUGUCCCAGAUCUUGUACCUUGUCCGUCACAUUGAUAACAGCAGCAUAACAGGGACAGGCAGAUUCAAUACCAGCAUGGAGUUCUACAAAACCAGCAAUUUCUACUACCAGGUGACGGAUGAUCCAUACAUUGUGACACUCAACCAGAACAUGUAUGUCCAAGUGGACCUGAGGAGGGGGGACAACAACCUGGUCCUUUAUCUUGACACCUGUGUGACUUCACCAUCACCCAAUGAUUUCCAGAACAGAUCUUACUACCUGGUUCGCAAUGGCUGUACUGUGGACAGCACCUACUAUUCCUACGUAUCUGGCACCCAUCCCUAUGCCCGCUUCACAUUUAAGGCCUUCCAAUUCCUGCGAGCCACAGAGUCGGUGUACAUCCAGUGCAAGGUACUGGUAUGUUCAGCCUCUGACAAGAAUUCCCGCUGCCGCCGUGGAUGCUACAACCGUGCCGCCAGAGACGUGGGGUCAAAACAUGACAGCCAAACUCUGGUCCUGGGUCCCAUUCAACUCAAAGAACCUGAGAAAAAGGAAGAAGACACUCCUAAGCAGGAGAAGGCUUAACUUGAUUCUAGCGGCUUCAAUCAUCUUUACUGAUCAUUAUAGCCCAUUCUCUUCAUUGCGACAAUGAAUUAUACUCACUAUUUCUUUCCUUUCAUCACAACUUAUUAAAAGCAUCAUCAAAAGACAA
Molecule: messenger RNA, 2148 nt
Organism: Eleginops maclovinus (Patagonian blennie)
Lineage: Eukaryota; Metazoa; Chordata; Actinopteri; Perciformes; Eleginopidae
Product: CUB and zona pellucida-like domain-containing protein 1
Exons: 19
Coding region: 33-2021 (662 amino acids)
Cellular component (GO): cell surface
Source: RefSeq, a predicted model, not a curated record